Messenger RNA from Prosopis cineraria, 3874 nucleotides. Its product is annotated as probable sucrose-phosphate synthase. Gene Ontology annotation, biological process: sucrose metabolic process. Lineage: Eukaryota; Viridiplantae; Streptophyta; Magnoliopsida; Fabales; Fabaceae. Gene Ontology annotation, molecular function: sucrose synthase activity; sucrose-phosphate synthase activity. The record is from RefSeq and is a predicted model, not a curated record.
AAGGUUCUUCUUCUUCAAUCGCAAUCUAGACUCUCUCUGGACAUUUUCAGCAAGACAGUCCAUAAUUGCAGUGUCCGAGCCUUCACCAUAAGUUUCUCUUCCUGCAAGUAAUUGCAGAGGAGGAGGAGGAGGAGGAGGAGGAGGAUAUGGCGGGAAACGACUGGAUAAACAGCUACUUGGAGGCGAUACUGGAUGUCGGACCGGGUCUCGAUGAUGCAAAAUCCUCCUUGCUUCUCAGAGAGAGAGGGAGGUUCAGUCCCACUCGCUACUUCAUUGCCGAGGUCAUCUCUGGUUUCGAUGAGACCGAUCUCUACCGCUCUUGGGUUCGGGCCUCUGCAACGAGGAGUCCCCAGGAGAGGAAUACUAGAUUGGAGAAUAUGUGUUGGAGGAUUUGGAACUUGGCUCGGCAAAAGAAGCAGCUUGAGAAUGAGGAAGCCCAAAGAUUAAAUAAACGCCAUCUUGAACGUGAAAGAGGCCGCAGAGAAGCAACUGCUGAUAUGUCCGAGGACUUAUCGGAGGGAGAAAAAGGAGAUUCAGUGAGUGAUGUUUCAGCUCAUGGCGAUAGUGCGAGAGGAAGACUUCCUAGAAUCAGUUCUGCUGAUGCUAUGGAGACGUGGGCUAACAGUCAAAAGGGGAAGAAACUCUAUAUUGUACUCAUAAGCAUUCACGGUCUAAUAAGAGGUGAGAAUAUGGAGCUGGGACGGGAUUCUGAUACUGGCGGUCAGGUUAAGUAUGUUGUGGAACUUGCAAGGGCCUUGGGCUCAAUGCCAGGAGUUUAUAGAGUUGAUUUGCUAACUAGACAAGUAUCAUCACCAGAUGUAGAUUGGAGUUAUGGGGAGCCAAUAGAAAUGUUGACUCCAAGAAACCAAGAUGAUUUAACAGAUGACGGGGGAGAGAGCAGUGGUGCUUAUAUAAUUCGUAUACCCUUUGGUCCAAGGGAUAAAUAUAUUCCAAAAGAACAUCUUUGGCCUUAUAUUUCUGAAUUUGUUGAUGGUGCUCUUGGCCACAUUAUACAGAUGUCAAAAGCUCUUGGGGAGCAAAUUGGUGGUGGGCAUGCUGUUUGGCCUGUUGCCAUUCAUGGACAUUAUGCUGAUGCUGGGGACUCUGCUGCUCUUCUAUCUGGUGCUUUAAAUGUUCCAAUGCUUUUCACUGGCCACUCACUUGGUAGGGAUAAGUUGGAACAGCUUCUGAAGCAAGGUCGACUGUCAAGAGAUGAAAUAAAAACAUACAAGAUUAUGCGUCGAAUAGAAGCUGAGGAAUUAGCCCUUGAUGGUUCUGAAAUAGUCAUAACAAGCACUAGACAGGAAAUAGAACAACAAUGGCGUUUGUAUGAUGGCUUUGAUCCAGUAUUGGAGCGCAAGAUACGAGCAAGGAUUAGGCGUAAUGUGAGUUGUUAUGGUAGAUUCAUGCCUCGUAUGGCGAUAAUUCCUCCUGGUAUGGAGUUCCAUCACAUAAUUCCGCCAGAUGGUGAUAUUGAAGGUGAACCAGAUGGGAAUUUGGAUCAUCCUGCUCCCCAGGAUCCGCCUAUUUGGUCUGAGAUAAUGCGGUUCUUUACCAACCCCCGCAAGCCAAUGAUCCUUGCCCUUGCUAGACCUGACCCCAAAAAGAACAUCACAACUUUGGUGAAAGCAUUUGGAGAGUGCCGUCCCCUACGAGAGCUAGCAAAUCUGACAUUAAUUAUGGGUAACAGAGAUGGAAUUGAUGAAAUGUCAAGCACAAAUGCCUCUGUUCUUCUCUCAGUACUUAAGCUGAUUGACAAGUAUGAUUUGUAUGGGCAAGUGGCAUAUCCCAAACAUCACAAACAAUCUGAAGUCCCUGACAUAUAUCGUCUAGCUGCAAAGACAAAGGGUGUUUUUAUCAAUCCAGCUUUUAUUGAGCCAUUUGGUCUUACGUUAAUUGAGGCAGCUGCUCAUGGUUUGCCAAUUGUUGCAACGAAAAAUGGAGGUCCUGUUGAUAUUCAUCGGGUACUUGACAAUGGUCUACUUGUGGAUCCCCAUGAUCAGCACUCUAUUUCAGAUGCUCUUUUGAAGCUUGUUAGCAACAAGCAAUUGUGGGCAAAAUGUAGACAGCAUGGGUUGAAGAAUAUUCAUCUAUUUUCAUGGCCUGAGCAUUGCAAGACUUACCUGUCUAAAAUAGCCACCUGUAAACCAAGGUAUCCACAAUGGCUGCGAAAUGAUGAUGGAGCUGAAAGUUCAGAAUCAGAAUCACCAGGUGAUUCCUUGAGGGAUAUUCACGAUUUAUCUCUAAACCUGAAGUUUUCACUGGAUGGAGAGAGGAGUGGGGGUGGUGGAAAUGAUACCUUGGAGUCUGAAGGAAAUGCAGCUGACAGAAAAACUAAAUUAGAGAAUGCUGUGUUUUCAUGGUCAAAGGGCAUCUCCAAGGAGACACGCAAAUCUGAUCAAAAUACAAAUGCUAGUAAAUUUCCACCACUGAGGAGGAGAAAACAUCUGUUUGUCAUUGCAGUUGACUGUGAUACUACUGAAGGUCUUCUUGAAACCAUUAAAGUGAUUUUUGAGUCUGCAGAAAAGGAGAGGGCUGAAGGCUCUGUUGGGUUCAUUUUGUCAACAUCCUUAACAAUAUCUGAGAUACACUCAUUCCUGGUCUCGAGUGGCUUGAGCCCUAAUGAUUUUGAUGCUUAUAUUUGCAAUAGUGGCAGUGAUCUUUACUAUCCCUCCCUCACUUCUGAAGAUCGUGCCUUUGUGGUUGACUUGUAUUAUCACUCACAUAUUGAAUACCGUUGGGGUGGGGAAGGGCUGAGGAAGACUUUGGUACGUUGGGCAGCGUCAAUCACUGAUAAGAAGGAUGAUAUUGAGGAGCAAAUUGUGACUCCUUCUGAACGGCUCUCUACUGACUACUGUUAUGCUUUCAAGUUGCAAAGCCAGAAAAGGUAACUUGUUCCCCCUGUGAAGGAACCGAAGCUUCUGAGAAUCCAGGCUCUACGCUGUCAUGUUAUUUAUUGUCAAAAUGGGACAAGAAUGAAUGUAAUUCCAGUAGUGGCAUCUCGUUCCCAGGCCCUCAGGUACCUCUAUGUUCGAUGGGGUUUUGAACUGUCAAAGAUGGUGGUGUUUGUGGGAGAAUGUGGUGAAACUGAUUAUGAAGGAUUGCUUGGUGGUCAACAUAAAAGUGUUAUACUGAAGGGAGUGGGUAGCAGUGCAAUCAGCCAACUCCAUGACAAUAGAAGCUAUCCUCUUUCAGAUGUCAUUGCACUGGACAGCCCCAACAUUGUUGAGGCAAGCGAAGGCAGCAGCAGUGUGGACAUCCGGUCCCUGAUAGAAGAAGUAGGAUUUCUCAAGGACUGAGAAUAACCUUUGCUCAGUCAUGUCUCUUCUGCGAAACAUAUCUUCAUUCUUGUUUUUGUUCUUGAAAAUGCUGACUGAGUCCUCCACUUUCCUCCUUUGCAACUUGCGUACUCAUUCUCUCAUCCUUCACCACCACUCUGCCCCAUGAAGCUUGUUUUGGCUCCAGCAUGUUUGUAUAUAUGCUUUUCAAUAAAAGAGCAACUUCCAUUUCGAUCAGUUCGCCGCUUUUCUUUUCCUGGACGUUGUGAUGACCGCUCUCUCGCGAUCUCAUUAUCUCCGGAAGUACAUGUCUUGUACUGUCUUUGAUCUUUUUCCUGUCUCUACUUCAUCUACAAUGGCAACUUAGGAUGUUGCACAAUAAGAAACAAGCAUAUAUAAAAGGGAUCCAUCGUCAAUCUGUAAUUGAACACUGUUGGGAUAAAUGACGGGUUAUUUGCAGUUGUAUGUGCUUUAUUUUAUAGAGGAACAAGAUGGUUCCCAUACGGACAAGUGAUGCCUAGAAAAUUUGUUACGUUUAUUUGUAUUGUCUUCUGAAUUUACCAGAGAAAUAUAUUUUAUUCAUUAUUCUCUUUUAA